This is a messenger RNA of Lepisosteus oculatus (spotted gar), 933 nucleotides long. It is a transcript of the gene pld6, whose product is annotated as phospholipase D family, member 6. The record is from RefSeq and is a predicted model, not a curated record. Gene Ontology annotation, biological process: piRNA processing. NCBI's taxonomy places the organism in Eukaryota, Metazoa, Chordata, Actinopteri, Semionotiformes, Lepisosteidae. Gene Ontology annotation, molecular function: RNA endonuclease activity producing 5'-phosphomonoesters, hydrolytic mechanism. Gene Ontology annotation, cellular component: mitochondrion.
CAACUGUUAAUCUUGCCUUCGUUUCACUUUUCAGUUUUUUAAUAACUCCAAAUUGAAGAUGAUAAUUUAUCGUACUUCUGUACGAGCUUUGAACGUUGGUUAGGUGGUCCUGCUGAAAGACAGCCUGUUCUGUUACAGCUCUUGCCUGUCUCUCGUUACUUUCCAGUUCCCCACAGUCUUGCCAGGCACUGCUGUAAGAAGGAGUGUAAGGAUGUCUGUGAUUCACUCUGUGAAGCUGUUGGGAAUUGGGAUAUUGGUUGCCAUCCUGAGCCUGGAAGGCUUGAACUGGCUCUACUUCCGCCUGCGCCAACGUUGCUCUGGGCGUCCCCUGAAAGAGGUCCUGUUUUUCCCCACCACAGUCACCUGCAUUGAGCACCUCUUUCAGCCCCAUCCCAGGGUCUCCCCUUGCCUCUGCCGACUGCCCCAUGGCCUGGAGACACCCUUCACCCGCCUGCUGCGCCACCUGCUGUCUGCCCGUUUCACCUUGGACCUCUGCAUCUUCGCCUUCUCCAGCCAGGAGCUGUGCCGCGCCGUGCUGCUGCUGCACCGGCAAGGGGUAGUGGUUCGCGUGCUGACAGACAAGGACUACAUGGCUAUCGAUGGCUCCCAGAUCGGCUCCCUCCGUAAAGCAGGGAUCGCCGUGAGGCACGAGACGGGGGACUUCCACAUGCACCACAAGUUCGCCGUGGCGGACCGGCGGCUGCUGAUCACCGGCUCCCUGAACUGGACGGCCACGGCGGUGCAGGGCAACAAGGAGAACGUCCUGGUCACCGAGGACGCCGCCUUCGUCCGACCCUUCCUGCGGGAGUUCGAGGAGCUGUGGGACGCCAACGAUCCCGCCCGGCUCUCCUUCGGCCCUGCACUGAGCUGAGAUGACAUUUUCUUAUUUCUUAACGGUUAUUAAAUGGAGCAACCACAUGAGUCAGACCGGCC